Molecule: messenger RNA, 13663 nt
Organism: Pelagomonas calceolata
Lineage: Eukaryota; Pelagophyceae; Pelagomonadales; Pelagomonadaceae
Source: the annotation of a GenBank genome assembly
AGCGACGAGCACGCAGAUGCUCUCAGCUCAGCCGUGACAUCCAUACACGUAGUUACACUGUUGUAGUCGUGCGGUACAGCAGGAGCGAAUCUAACAGCCCCGAGGAAACGCGCCAGCAGUGCUCUGCACAGCAACUCUACACCGAACAGCGCGAAUGCGUAAAUAGAAUAGAAUGAACGAAAGAGACGCGCGCCGAUUCGUCGCGGGGUGCAACCCCCGAAUGUUCAACGUUGACGACGACGAAGACUUGGACGUGCGCGCGGCGCUCGACGCCUGCGCCGUGGUGCUCCUCACACCCGACCAGGCCCACUGGGUGGUCAGUGAGCUGGAAAUGUGGCGGGGGAACCGCGCGAUGCUGCUGGACCUCGUCGCGCGCGGCGUCCGCCUGGCGGGCGGCGACGCGGCCGCCGCCGCGCUCGCGGGCGUGAUACUCAAGCUCGUGUCGGGCGAGGAACUCCGGCCGCUCCUCCAGCCGCUCAUGCCCGCCCUCCGCCGGAGCGCGUGCGCGGCGACGCUGGCGGCGGCCGGGCUCCUCGACGACGACGGCGACGCGGCCCCGCUGUGGGAGGACGCGGACGCGUCGGACGACCCCCACGCUUUAGUAUUGUCCCCGGCGUUUGUGGACGUGUUCGGGGUUGCGGUGCUGCGGCGGGGCCCGCCGGCGCGGUCGCCCUAUCCGACGGCCGCGGCGUCGUUCGUGGCGAACUGUCGAAGUCUCGCGGAGGCCCUCAACGCGCCGCGGCGGCCGCCCGUCGUCGUCGCGGGGAAGCGGGGCGCGGGCCGCACGGCGGCGAUCCGGGAGCUGGCGAGCCGCUGCGGCGCCGUCGUGCGGGAGUUCGUGCUCGACGAGGCCUGCGACGCGCGCGCGCUCGUGGGCUACCACGAGGUCGCGGAGGACGGCCGCUUCUCGUGGCGGCGCGGGCCCCUCGCCCUGGCCGUGGAGCGGGGCGAGUGGGCCGUCGUCGAGGACGUCGACCGGGCGUCGCUCGAGGUCCUCGCGCUGCUCAAGCCGCUCGCCGAGGGGUUUUCGCUGGGAGCGGCGGGCCGGGCCCUGGCCUCGGAGAGCGUGCGCCGCCACGCGGGCUUCCGCCUCCUGGGCACGGCCACGACGGAGGAGGCGCGGUUCCUCGGCCGCGAGCACUGGGUCGAGGCGUACUGCCGGCCGCUGGACCGCGCCGAGCUCAUGGCCAUCGUCGGGCUCCCCGCGUCCGUCGCCGCGGCCGUCGUCGACGCCGCGGAGGGAAGCGCGCGCGACGCGAUCAAGAUGGCGCGCCGCGUGCGGGACCGCGUGAACCUCGAGGAGGGGCCCUACGCGCCCGAGGCCAAGCGCCUACUCGCCGCGGUCGAGGCCUGCGACGUCGUGCUCGGGCGGUGCCGGGGCGACGCCGCGGAAGCGGAGGCCAACGUCGCGGAGGCCUUCGGGCUCGAGCCGGACCACCUGCGCAUGCGCGUGCGGGCCUCCUCCCCCCAAAUCACGUCCACCCCCCGCGGCGUCCAGGUCGGGCGCGUCGUGCUAGAAACGACCGGAGGCGCGCCGGACCUGAGGUUCGCGCCGACGCCGCACGCCGCGCGGCUGCUCGAGCGCGUCGCGGCCUGCGUCGCGUCGCGCGAGCCGGUCCUAUUGGUGGGCGAGCCGGGCGGUGGCAAGACGACCCUGGUGCAGGUGCUCGCGAGGCACUGCGGCGCGACGCUCCGGGUGCUGAACCUGUCCCACGCGACGGACGCCGAGGAGCUGCUGGGCGGCGUGCGCCCGGUGUCCGUCGCCGAAGUGAGCCGGCGGCUCCGGGACGCGUGCGCCGAGCUCUUCGCGGCGACCUUCGACGCCGCGGCGAACGCGGCCUUUUUGGGCGUGCUGGAUAGGGCCUUCGCGGCGUCGGACUGGGCCAAGGUCGCGCGGGGCGCGGCGAAGGCCUGCGACGCUUACACGAAAAGUUCGAAGCGCCGGAAGCUCGACGCCGGCCAGACGGCCGGCUGGGCCCGCCUCGCGACGCAGGCCCAGAUCCUCGAGAAGCGCUGCGCCGAGCCGCACCGCCUGGCCUUCGCGUUCAUGGCGUCCGCCCUGGCGGACGCGGCGGCAAAGGGCGACUGGGUCCUGCUGGACGAGGUCAACCUCGCGCCGGGCGACGUCCUCCAGCAUUUGCUGCCCAUGCUCGAGGGCCGGGACGUCCACGGUCAGUUUAGAGUGUUCGCGGCGAUGAACCCGAGCGGCGACGCCGGCAAGCGCGAGCUGCCGCCCGCCGUGCGGUCGCGGUUCACGGAGCUCUUCGUGAGCGAGCCUUCGGACGACGCGGACCUGAUCGCCAUCGCGGAGACGCGGCUCGCGCCGCUCGACGACCUCCACCGCGCGGCGCGGCGCGACGCGGCGGCGCUGGCCGUGGCGACGCACCGGCGGCUCCUCGACCUCGUGAGGACCGGGCCGGCGGUCCUCACGGACGGCGGCGGCCAGGCGCCGCGGUAUUCCCUACGGACGCUGUGCCGCGCGCUGGACGCCGCCUGCGUGUUAAGCGUGAAGGGCGGCCCCGUGGCGGCAUUGCGGGAGGGCUUCGAGCUGGCCUACGCGACGCAGCUGGUGGGGGACGCGGCCGAGGGCGGGCGCCGCGUCUGCGGGCGGGAGAUCCGCGAGGGGCUGGGCGCAUCCAUGGCAUCGGACAUGCCGCCGCCGCGGCCGUCGCGUUUCACGGACGACGACGCGGACCUCGUGGCGGGCUUCUGGGUCGCGGCGGGGCCGAAGGCGGGCCGCGUCGACGCCGCCUUAUUGGGAGACGGCGCGGCCGGCGCCUUCUGCCUCACGCCGACGGUCACGCAGUCGCUGCGCCGCGUCGCCCGGGCGUUAGCCUUCGGGCGGGCGCCCAUUCUGCUGCAGGGCCCGACGUGCGCCGGGAAGACGUCCCUGAUCGACUACCUGGCGCGGCGCCUCAACGUGCGCUGCGCGCGCAUCAACAACCACGAGCACACGGACGUGGCGGAGUACGUCGGACGGUACGCCCCGCUGCCGGACGGCACGAUCGGCUGGCUCGACGGCGCGCUGACCGGCGCGGUGCGGCGCGGCGAGUGGAUCCUGUUGGACGAAUUGAACCUGGCGCCGCCGGACGUCCUCGAGGCGCUGAAUAGAUUACUGGACGAUAAUAGAGAAUUGCGCCUCCCGGAGACGGGCGAAGUCAUAACACCGCACGCGAACUUCCGGCUCUUCGCCACCCAAAACCCCGCGAGCUGCGCCACGUCCGGCGCGCAGUACGGCGGCCGCAAGCCCUUGUCGCGGGCCUUCCGCGACCGCUUCGUCGAGAUCCACGUCGACGAGCCGCCGCCGGACGAGCUCGCCCAGAUCGUGAAGCGCGUCGGCGGCGUGCCCCCGUCGCUGGCGGCGAAGCUCGUGGACGCGCGGCGGCGCCUCGCGCGGCUGAGACUAGGACGGGGCCGCGAGGGCGGCACCUUGCUCGACGGGGACGCGGCGUUAUGUUCCGCGCGCGACGUGCUCAAGUGGGCGAAGCGGCUCGGCGGGAGCGCCGACAAGGCGCGAGCUUUACUGGUGGGAGACGACCUGCUCGCGCAGCGGCUGCGGUGCCCCACCGACGUGCGGGCCGUGCGGGCGUGCAUCUCCCAGGCCCUCGAGGCGACCCUUGAUGAUGAGAGGACCUGGGCCUCGGUGCGCGACGUGUGCAUGCAACAGAACGUCGCGCCGACGGCCGCGAUGGCGCGCCUCGUGCAGCUCAUGGGCGCGGCGCUGGACCACGAGGAGCCCGUGCUCCUGGUGGGCGAGACGGGCGGCGGCAAAACGACCGCGUGCCAGCUGCUGGCGGCGAUGCGGGGGCAGCAGUUGCGGGUCCUGAACUGCCACCUCCACUCGGAAGCGUCGGACUUCCUGGGGGCGCUGCGGCCGGCGCGGCGCGAGAGUGGUGGUGCAUUGUUCGAGUGGGUCGACGGGUGCCUGGUCGAGGCGAUGCGGCGCGGGGAGAUGGUGCUGCUGGACGAGCUGAACCUGGCGGACGACGCCGUUUUGGAGAGAUUGAACAGCGUCCUGGAGCCAGCUAGAACGAUCGCGCUCGCGGAGAAGGGCGGCGACGCGCUCGAAAUUGUAACGGCGCACCCGGCGUUCCGGCUGCUGGCGACGAUGAACCCCGGGGGCGACCACGGCAAGCGCGAGCUGUCGCCGGCGCUCCGGUCGCGCUUCACGGAGCUCUGGGCGCCGGCGUGCAGCUCGCGCGAGGACCUGCGGGCCCUCGUGGCGACGACGCUGCCGGACGCGGCCGCGACGGAGGCGCUGCUGGACUUUGGCGAAUUCAUAAAGGGCAUGGCCGACGACGUCAAGCCCCCGCCCUUAACGGCGCGGGACCUGGUCCACUGGGCGGCCUUCGUGAAGCACCUCGAAGGCAAGGUCGACGUGGUCGAGGCCCUCGGGCACGGCUGCGGCGUGGUGCUGGACGGUCUGGGCGUGGCGAACCCCUGCGUCGAAGCGGACGCUUUAGAGGCGUGUCGAGACGUCUGCGAGCGCCGGUUCGCGGAGAUUUGUCGAGGCAUGGGCGACGUCGAGGAUGCGCUCAAAUGGGACCGCGCGGGGCCGCCGCUGGCCCGAGACGCUCAUGUCUACGGCGCGGCGCCGUUCGCGCUCGAAGCACGGGGCGAUUUUAACGGAGACGCCUUCUGCGACGACGCGCCGACGACGGCGGCGAACCUGAGGCGGGUCGUCCGCGCGUGCCAGCUCGAGCGCGCGGUGCUGCUGGAGGGCCCCCCGGGCGUCGGGAAGUCGGCGCUGAUUGGCGCGCUCGCGCGGCGCUGCGGCCGGGAGCUGGAGCGCAUCAACCUCAGCGAGCACAGCGACGUGCAGGACUUGGUGGGCGCGGACUUGCCCGCCGACGACGGGUUCUCGUGGCGCGACGGGCCGCUGCUGCGCGCACUACGACGAGGGAGCUGGGUCCUGUUAGAUGAGUUGAAUCUGGCGCCACAGCCCGUGCUCGAGGCGCUGAACGCGGUCCUGGAUCAUCGCGGCACGCUCUACGUCCCCGAGCUCGGCGAGGCCGUCGCGAAGGGCCGGGGGUUCCGCCUGUUCGCGACGCAGAAUCCGCACGGAGGCGUGAGCGGCCGCCGGGCGUUGCCCAAAAGCUUCUUGGAUCGGUUCUUCCGCGUGCACGUGGCCGCGCUCACUCUGGUCGACUUCGAGGCGGUGGCGUACCAGAAGUACGCGCUCGACGAGGGUUUCGCGCGCGAGUGCGCGGCGUGCGUCGAUCGCAUACGACGGGAGGGCGUCUUUGGCUUGGAGGGCGACGUGAACGCGCGGGACGUCGAGCGCCUCUGCGAGGUCGUUUCCAGUCGCGAGGACGCGAGCGUUUCCCAGAUUGCCGCCGAGGUCUUCGGCCCGCGGUGCGCUGAUGAUGAACAGCGCCGGAAGUUGGAGAAGGCCGUCGGCGCGGCCGUCGCGCCCGCGUGCCCCGUGGAUCUGGCCCCGGAUUGCCUCAGAGCGGGCGGCGUGGCGCUCGCCCGCGCGUUCGCCAUCGCGCCGGCGGCGGGCGACGACGACGACGGCGGAGCACCGCGACGCAUCGCGCGCGACAGCAACGCGGCCCCGUCCCUCGCGAGCCUCGCGCGCUGCGUGCGCCAGCGCUGGCCCGCGCUCGUCUACGGCGCCGGCCGCGCGCCGGUCGAGCCAAUCCUAAGGCUGGCCGAGGCGUGCGGGGCGAGCGUCUGGCGCGUGCGCCUCCACCCCGCGUCCGACGUCACGGACCUCCUCGGCGGCUUCGAGCAGGUCGACGCCGAGCGGUUGCGAAGGCGCGCCGCCGCGCGCUGCCGCGACGCGCGCGCCGACCCCGGUUGUGUUGAGAAGGCCCGGGCCGCGGAGGCGGCGGAGCGGCGCGCCGCCGCGAGCGGGAACGAACCGCCGCGCUUCGAGUGGGUCGACGGGCCCGUGACGCGCGCGGCGCGGCGGGGCGCGUGGCUCGUGCUCGAGGACGCGAACCUCGCGCCGCCGUCGGUUUUGGACCGCCUGAACGCGCUGCUCGAGCCCGGGGGCGAGCUCACGGUGACGGAGGCCGGCGGCGCCGCGCGCGCCGUGCGGCCCGCGCCGGCGUUCCGCGCGUUCCUGACGGUCGAUCAACAAUACGGCGACGUGUCGCGCGCGAUGCGCAACCGCUGCUGCCACGUGUGCGUGGCGGCGGCGCCUCCAUCUGCUUCGGAUCCGCUCGACAUCGAUCAGGGAGCGGGGUCGUGGCGCGCGCGCGUCCUCGACCCGGCGUCGCAGCGCGCCCGCGACGACGCCGAUUUUGUUGCUGGAGAGGCCCCGGCGGAGGCCGCCGCGCGGGGGCGCAUCAUUGAUCUGCGGCGGCGCGCGGCGACGGGUGAUGUCAUCGAUAGCCUCCUCGCGCUCCAGGACCUCGUGAUGGACGGCCACGCGAUCGACGACGCCCACGAGAGGCAUCACUAUAAAGCCGACGUGGCGUACGCGCUUCAGGACCUCCUGGCGAGCCCCGACGUCACGGAGUGCGGCGGGCGUAUUGUGCGCGAGAGCGACGUCGCGCAAGCCUGGGGCGACGCGCGGCGCGCGGGCGCGAGCGCGCGGCGCCGGAUCCUCCGCGACGCGUCGCCCGCGCACGACGAACGGGUCCGGGGCCUCGUCGGCGCGCUGGACGCCGUCCUUCAUGAACGCGACGCCCUGCUCGUACCCGGCGAUGACCUCGUGCCGCUCGAGCGGGCCCGCGACGCGGUCGCGGCGUGGACCGGGUCCGCGGAUCUGGACGAAGCCCAGUACGUCUUGCUCGCCAUCACGUGCGCCAUGGUCCGCAAGGCCUUGGUAGGAGACGACGCCCCCGCCACGACCGCGCGCGCGGUGCUGGGCCGCGUCGAGGCCCUGUUCCGGAUUACCGACACCGCGCCGUGCCGCCUCUGGAAGCGCGCGGCGAAGGAGGCCGGCUGGCCGCGCGCGCCGUUGCAUGCUCAACGCGUCGACGGGGUCACCACGGCGGCCCGGGACCUGGCGUUUCCGGGCCGCGGCGACGCGGGCCUCGCGCCGCACGCGGCCCUCGCGGCGGCGCUGGCGGUGGACGGCGCGAUGCGGCGCGACGCCGCCGACGCGCGCGCGACGCAAGCGUGGGCCCUCGCCACGCGCCGGGACUGCCCGGACUACGGUUUUCUGGGGGAGGCGUGGGCCGCGGCGCGGGCCGCGGCGGCGACGCGCUGGGCCGCGCGCGGGGUCCCGCUGCAGAACGACGAGGGGGGCGAGGACGUCGUCGUGCUCUGGGCCUGCGACGACGGGGGCCUCCUGGACCGGUGGGCGCACGUCCAGAGCUGCGCGUGCGCCGCCGUGAGCGUCGCGCGCGCGGAGGCGGCGGUCGUCGCCGACGUCGCGGAGGCGGACGCGACGGGCGGGGGCGUCGACGGCGCGGCCUGCGACCGCCUCGCCGGGGCGAUCCUGGCCGAGACGACGCGGCCCCCGACGGACGCGUCGGCGUUCAUCUCGCUCGGCUGGGUCCGCGCGAAGAACGUGGGCGCCGCCGCGACGCUGCGGCGCGUGACGAACGGCGUCGUGGGCCGCUGGGCCCGGGCCUGCGACGUCGCGCCGUACCUCGCAGACCGCGACGGCCUGGCGCUGGCGCCCCGCGCGGCCGCGGCCGCGGAGCCGCUGCCGGGGGCGCUCGCCGGCGACGCGCUCGUGUGCCGGGGCCUGCGCCUGCUGCGGGCGCCGGCGCCCCUGGUCGCCGUCGCGCAGCGGUGCCGCCAGCUCCGGGCCGUCGCGCGCCUGCUCCGGGAGGACGCGGGUGUCGACAGGGCGCGGCGCGCGGCGCUGCGCGCGGGCCGCGCGCACCUCGCGGCGACGCCCGGGGCGCCGCCCGACGUGCAGCGGCGCUUCGACGGCGGUGACGUGGGCGGCGGCUGGGCCGCGCUGGGCGCGGCGCGCGUGCUGGCGCUCGCCGCGUGCGCGCUGGACCCGGGCGCGCGCGCGGCCGCCAAGCUCGAGGCGCACGACCACCACGUAAAGGUGGUGGAGGUAGCGCACCGCGCAGCUCUCGCGGACGCGGCCCGCUUCGGCGACCGGGGUUUGGUGGGGGAGGCGCGGCGCGCGGUCGAGGCGGCACACGAGCGGCGCGAGGCGCUGGCGGCGCGCGCGACGUUCGAGCGCGCGAGCGACGCGCCGCCGUGGGCGUCGCUCCGGGAGGCGCUGGGGCGGUGCGCGGUCCUGGCCACGCGAAUAUCACCGCUGCUGGACGCGCUGGACCGUCGAUCGGCGGACGCGCGGGCGGCGGCCGCCGCGUGGCGCGCGGCGGCGGCCGAGGCGGCCGAGGCCAUCGACCGGGCGCACGCUUCGUCUCGAUUGGACGUCGUGGAGCCCCUUUGCGCGGCGCUGCGCACGAGCUGCUUCGGCCUGCUGCUGCGUCUAGAGGAAGACCGCGACGCCGGGUGGCGGUUCCCGUUCGGCGCCGCGGCGCCGUCGGACCCGGUCUUCGAUCUGUGGCGGUGCGAGCUCGACGACAUGAUUCAGGGGCGGCGCUCGUCCGCGUUCGACGAGGCCCUGCAGCGCGUCGUGGCCGCGUGGCGCGACCGCGCGCCGACGGAGGCCGACGAGCGGCGGCUCGCGUCGGGGUUCCUCGCGCGCGGCGCGACUGCUGCUCCUCCAGCCGAGGAGGGGGAGGAAGCGGAGGCCCUGGACACCACGCAGGACGCGUCCCUGCUGCACGUCGCGUGCGGCGCGUGGUUCCGGCGCGCGCGCGGCGCGGGCGACGCCGCCCGCCUCCGGAGCGCCGCGGUCCGCGCGGGCGUCGCGGCGCUCGACCGCGGCGACGACGCCGCGCACGCCGGCGCGCUGGCCCACGUCUUGGAAAGCGAGGCGGCGCUGCUGGACCCGUCCAUCGACGUUGUACCGAAAAACGCGCGGAGCCUCGUCGAGCGGCUCGCGGCGCUGGGCCUGCCCGAGGUGUCUCCCGACGUCGGGUGGGGCGCCGCCUGCGCGCGCGACGCCGUCGGGCCGUGCACCCGGCUGCUCGAGCGCUGCGCGGAGUUAUUGAAGCAGUGGCCGCAGAAUGCGACGCUCGAACGAAUUGUACGAGUGGGCGACGCCCUGCUCUCCUCCAAGAUUGAGGUGUUAGGCAAGGUCCUCGCCGGCCUCGAGGUGCUGCUGCACCGGGCCCAGGACUGGGAGGAGCACGCGGCGAGGCACGUGACGCUCGAAGACGAGCUCAAGGCGAUCCGCGCCGUCGUGGCGCGCUGGCGGGGCGUCGAGGUAAAGCGGUGGCCGUCUUUAAUCCAGGGCGUGGAGGAGCGUAGUGUUGGUAGUGAAGUGUUGGAGUCGUUUCUGCGGCUGCGCGAGCUCAUACCGACGACGCAAAAUAGCAUCCCGGCGUGGCUGCGCAAGGACCUGCCCUUUUAUGAUGACGAAGGCGAAUUAAUAAGUGAGGACGCCUUCGAUAGGCUCGACGGUUUCCUGCGGGACGGCACGCGGGGCGACUUUAGCGCGAGGGUCGAGCUCGUAAAGACGCUAGGAGAAGCCACGGGCCGCCAUGAAGUAAGAGCAUUGGCGGACCAGUACGGGCUGGCGCUGCCCGACGUUCUGAAAGAUGUGGAGAAGGCGCGCGCGCAGCACCUCAAGGAGCUCGCGGACGAAUCAAAACUGGCCAGCUGGGACGACCGGAACUACCACCGCCUCGAGGCGUGCACGCUUGCGUCACGGAAGACGCUGCGGCGCAUCCUCGGUGCCUUCCGGGACGUAUUGAUGGAGCCCGUCGCGCCCAUUCUACAACGGCGCGCGGCGCCGCCCGAUGGCGCGGCUCCCUUCGUCAAGGACGAGGCAAUUGAGGAGGAGGCCCGGGUCUUCGGUCCCGCGCCCUUGAUUGGUGUGGCUCCGGCCACGACCUACGGCCCGCGGCUCCCGCAGCUCGCGACGCGCAUGCGGGCGGUCCUUUCAUCAAAACCGGCGUCGGACGACGCGGCGGAGCGCGUCGCGGCGACGAUCCUGGGGCGGUGCGCCUACCUGCGGGAGCACCCCGCGACGCCGCGGGCCGUGAAGCGCCGGGCCGUCGUCGACCUGGCGCGGGGGCUCAAGGGCGAGGGCCUCGGCGGCGCGGUCCCGGCCGCGGUCUGGGACGCGCGGACCGGGGCCAGCGCCGCCGCGGCCGUGCGACACGACGGCGGCUACUUCGCGCGGGCCGCGGCCGAGGUGCAGCUCCUGCGGCACGAGCGCGCGCAGCACGACCGCGACGUGACGCCGCGCGAGGCGGCCCAGCUCAAGAGCGCCUGCGCGCGCCUCCAGCUCCUCCUGCUCCGGGAGCGCGUCGCGCUGGGCCGGCUGCAGCACGAUCUGGAGCGGUGCGACGCGGCGCUGGAGGUGCUCGCCGUGGACGCGGUGCCGCGCGACGCGCGCAUCUUGGACGCGGCGGCGCCGGUCGCCGCGCGCGGCGCCGAGGUCGCGGCGCAACUCAGAUUGGCGGGCGGCCGCGUCGACGCCCACGCCUUGGAGAAGCUGGCGUCGUCGUGCGAGACCACCAAGCGGCGCCUCGCGUCGUCCGAGUCGGAGGCGGGCGAGCGCGCGGCGCUCGUCGCGGCGCUGCGCGCGGCGGCGGCGAGCUGCGAGGGCGGGCCCGCGGCCGCGGCCGCCCGGACCGCGUUGGAGGAGUUAGUGAAGGCGGCGCGCGUCGCGCCGGAGGGCGACGGCGGCGACCGCGCGGCCGCGUUCGACGCGUGCGUCGAGGCGGCCCUCCUGACGGCGCAGCGCUUGCGAGAAGAUGAUGACCAAGGCGAGACGGUCGGCGACCAGUCCUCGGCGCGGGUCACGCGCGCGGCGACGCUCAAACUAGGUAGAUUGGCCGACGCGCUCGAGGCGCUGGCCCGGCCGACGGCAUCUUCGUCGAACGUGACCCUGGCGGUCGCCGCGUUGAGCGUGGUCGUGCCCUGUCGCAACGCGGCGAUGGCGGCGUGGCGCGAGGACGCGCGGCGGCACCGGUCCCUGGCCAAGCUGUGCUACGUGUGUUGUCGAGUGGUCCGGGCGCUCUUCGCGCGCGGCCUCUGCGAGGAGUCGGACGACGACGGGCCCCAGGACUCGGGGCGCACGGAAGACUGCGACGGCACGGGCAUGGGCGAGGGCGACGUGAGCGAGGCGAAGGACGUCAGCAACGAGAUCGACAACGAGGAGCAGCUGCUCGGGCUCAAGGACGAGGCGCGGGAGGAGCACGAGGGCGACAACGACGGCCAGCAGGAGAAGCUGCGGGGCGAGGAGAAGGACCAGGGCGUGGAGAUGGAGGGCGCCUUCGACGGCGAGCGGCGCGAGCAGGAGGACGACGACGACGGAGAGGACGACGGGGGCGACGACGUUGAUGACGAGGGCGAGGAAGUGGACCGGGAGCUGGGCGACGCGGGGGACGAGGCCGAGGCCGUCGACGAGCGGCUCUGGGGCGGCGACGACGACGACCGCGAGGGCGACGCCGACAACAAGGACGAGGCGAUGCCCGAGGCGUCGCGCGCCGACGGCGAGGCGGCGACGGACGACGUCCGCGCGCGCGAGGAGGAGGCGGGCGACGGCGCGCCGCCGCCCGACCCGGAACAAGCGAAGGAGGACGCGGACGUGGGCGACGACGACGACGGCGCGGCGCCGCCCGCGGCCGACGAGGCGGCGCGGCCGCCGGGCCGCGACGACGCGCGCGAGGACGCGGCCAAGGACGCCAAGGCGGAGGAGGAGGUGGUCGAGGAGGUCGGCGACGGCGGCGACGGCGACGACGGCGAGGAGGCCGGCGCCUACGAGGACGCGGCCGGGUACGACGACGCGGGCGACGGGGGCGACGACGACGCGGGCGAGGCCCUGCCGGACAGCAUGGAGAUCGACGAGCCGGCGGCGGAGGGCGACGGCGACGACGAAAUAGAAGAGGCGGAGGGCGGCCGCCCGGAGGACGUCGAGGCGGAGGACGAGGACGGCGACGCCGGCGGCGGCGCGGACGCGGCGAUGGACGCGGCCGGCGACGACGCCGAGGACGUCGCCGCGGCGGCGACGGCCGCGGGCGAGUCGGCGCUCGCGGCCGAGAACCGGUCCGACGCGCGCGCGGCCGCGGGCGAGGGCGCCGCGGGCGCCGCGACGCAGAUCGGCGGCGACGCGCUCGCGGGCGGCGACGCGGGGGCCGGCGGCGACGGCGCCGAGGGCGCCGCCUCGGCGGGCGACGCGGCCGGCGGCGGCGGCGGCGGCGGCGGCGGCGGGAGCGCGCAGGCGGCCGCGCCCGCGGCCGCGGCGGCGGCGCCCGAGCGCCGCGCGCCGAACCCCUACGCGACGCCGGCCGCGGCGGCAGAGCACUGGCGCGCGCGCCUCGCGGCCGCCGAAGCGGCCUCCGCCGAUAACAACGACGACGACGACGCGGGCGGCGGCGACCGCUUCGAGUUCACGGACCGGCGCGCGGACGCGGCGGCGCUCGGCGGCGCCGGCGACGACGCCGCGGACCGGCCCGGGGAGGCGCCGCGCGGCGGCGCGGACGAGCCCGUCGAGCGCGCGCGCGGCGUCGACGAGGGUAACGAAGCCGUGGACGCGCCGCCGGGCGACGAUGCCAUGGACGCGAGCGACGACGAGGCCGCGACGCCGGCCGAGGCGAAUCAGAGCCGGACGCGCGCCGCCGACGACCCCGAGGCGGAGACCAGCGCGACGGCGGGCGGCGGCGCCGCGCCGCGCCCCGAGCACCGGGACGCCGACGGCGACGAGGAGAUGGCCGAGGCGGCGCCGCUCGCGCCCGGGGACGCCGAGGACGCCGAGGACGAGGCCGGGCCGUCGUCGAUCAACGUCGACCCGGCGUUGCUUUUGGAUCGGGACGCGAUGGACGUCGAACACGCAUCGGAAAGCAAUGGAGAGGGCGAGCCCUACCUCGCGGAGGACCAGUGGCGGGACCACCAGCGCCGCGCCGCGCCCGUGGCGCGGCGCCUCGCCGAGGCGCUACGCGUCGUGCUCGAGCCGACGGUGACGGCGCGGUUGAAGGGCGACUACCGCACGGGCAAGCGCCUGAACAUGCGGCGGGUGCUCGACUACGUCGCGUCCGGGUACCGGCGGGACAAGAUCUGGCUGCGGCGGACGCGGCCGUCGAAGCGGUGCUACCAGAUCUUCAUCGCGCUGGACGACUCGCGGUCGAUGCGCGACCACGGCGGCGCCGACGCGGCGCUCGCGGCGCUCGCGGCGCUCGUCGGCGGGCUCCGCGCGCUCGAGGCGGGCGACCUGAGCAUCGCGGCCUUCGGGGACGCCGUGCGGCUCCUGCACCCGUUCCAGGGGUCGUGCCCGUCGGAGGCGCAGCUCGAGGCGCUGGCGAAGCGGUUCACGUUCGCCGACGAGAAGACGCGGUGCGGCGCGCUGCUCGACAGGGCCUUGGAAGAUUUAAGGGAGGCGCGCCUGCGGAGCGCCGGGCGGGCGGCGCCGCUGCAGCUCGUCCUGCUCGUGAGCGACGGCCGCUUCGACGCGUCGGCGCGCGCGCAGCUCCGGCGCGCGCAGCGGGACGCCGUCGACGCGGGCGUCGCCGUCGUCCUCGUGCUGCUCGACCGGCCGGGCCGCGACUCGAUCCUGGAGAUGCAGAUCGUGGCCUUCGACGCGCAGGGCGGCGUCGCGAUCAGCCCAUACCUCGACGGCUACCCGUUCCCGUGCUACGUCGUGCUCCGGGACGUGCGCGAGCUGCCGGAGACGCUCGCGGCGGCGCUGAAGCAGUGGUUCGAGUUCCACCACGCGGCGUAA